AUGUCCGGGUCGGUUCCGUUUGAAACAGCUCUGGCCGCUCGGCUGGAGAUAUUUAAUCCAUCCGCUGCUGACGUGGCAGGGUUCCUCAGAGACCAUCCGCCAAGUCUCCCCUUCUUCGGCUCAUUGCCCUUCUCCCCCUUCAUGCCUCCCCCGCUUCCGCUCCCUGCCCCCGUUCCCCUUCUCGCCUCCCUCCCGUUUCCCCUUCUCCCACCUUGCCCACCCUCUCCUGCCCCCCCGUGCCCGCGCUCCCCUGCCCCUGGCUCCCUCUCGCGUUACCUGCCUCAGCCUGUCGCCGCGCUUCUGGACAUCCCCGUUACAAACAUCUUCGCCAACCGUCUGCUGUUCGAGGAGGGGAGCGGCGCGUAUGCUGGGUUCGACGCUAACGAGCCCACGUCUAGGAGCGGCGGCAAGGCCAGAGCUAUCGCGCAGCUGAAGCAGGAGCAUGGGUUCAAAAGCUUGGUCAUGGUGGGGGAUGGUGCCACUGAUCUGGAGGCUCGGCAACCAGGGGGUGCCGACAUGUUUAUUGGGUACGGAGGGAUUCAGGUCCGGAAAGUCGUUGCUGCCGAAUCUGACUGGUUUGCGAUGGAUUUUCAAGAUCUUAUCGAUAAUGUAUAG
This is a messenger RNA of Closterium sp. Naga37s-1, 615 nucleotides long. NCBI's taxonomy places the organism in Eukaryota, Viridiplantae, Streptophyta, Zygnematophyceae, Desmidiales, Closteriaceae. The record is from the annotation of a GenBank genome assembly.